AUGACUAUCGAAUUACCAUCAUCGACACGACAAAUUCUGGUAGUGAUCAUCUACCGCCCUGAACCGUCUCCGGUGCCCGUUAGUGUCUUUCUCAAUGAACUUGGAGAAUACCUGGAGGGAGUAGCUACCACCCCUGAGCUGUUGGUGGUGUGUGGAGACUUUAACUUUCACGUGAAUGAUGAUUCUGACAAUAAUGCAAAGCGUUUCCUGGAGCUGUUAGACACUUUUGGUCUCGACCAACAUGUCUUAGGACCGACUCACAUCUCGGGAAACACCCUGGACCUCAUUCUGUCUAGAAGAUGUGAAAGUCUAGUCAGUGGCACUUUCAGGGCCAGCCUCCUGCUGUCAGACCACUUUUUCAUUGACUGUAAGUUGAAUACACCGAAACCCAGGUCACCGAAGCGAACGGAGUCUUUCCGCAAGAUUAGCCAAAUUGAUGUUGAGGAUUUCAAGGCGGAUAUCAGAUCAUCUGACAUCUGUGGCCCAUCGAAAGCUGACCUUGAUGAUCAAGUGCGGGUUUUCGACAAAACCUUAGUCGGCAUCCUGGACAAGCAUGCCCCUUUGAUAACCAGGGAGAUUCCUGUUUGUCCAUCCACGCCAUGGUACAACGGGGAGCUGCGUCAGCUGAAACAAGCCAGGCGAAGGGCGGAGAGGAAGCGACACCUUUCACCAGCCUGUGGGAGAGCCUACCGGAGGGCCUGCAAUCUAUAUUCUGUAAACCUCAAUAAGGCGCGCCGAGACUACUACACCAAGCGGGUUCAGGGAUGUGAGGGCGACUCAAGGAAGUUAUUUCGUUUAGUGCACACGCUCUGUCAAGAGAAGCAGGUUGACACACUUCCCCCACAUGACGACAAGACUGUGCUCGCCAACAACUUUGGAGAGUUCUUUGUGAGGAAGGUGAAAUUGAUUCAGGAAAAGAUCGCAGCAGUCGAGGUCAACUGUCCUUCUGUCACCAGCCCGGCGCCAGGGAAAACUUUCUCUUGCUUCGACCCAGUGUCUGAAGUAGAGGUCAGCAACAUCAUCCUAAAGGCCUCUAGUGCAUCAUGUGAACUCGAUCCAAUACCUACGUCCCUUCUGAAGCAGUGUCUUGACUCACUACUUCCUACCAUCGUUGACAUUGUCAAUCAGUCUCUUCAGACAGGAUAUAUUCCAGAUAGUUGGAAAUGUGCUACCGUCAAACCAUUGCUGAAAAAGGCUGGGCUUGACCUCACCUUUGCUAAUUUUAGACCUGUUAGCAAUUUGCCUUUCAUUUCAAAAGCAGUUGAGAGAGUAGUCGUGAAGCAGCUUCUGGGGCACAGUGACUCCUUUGCCCCACUCCCCAAGUUUCAAUCAGCUUACCGUCAGAACUUCUCUACAGAGACUGCAAUGGUAAAGGUCCAGAGUGAUAUCUUAAUGAAAAUGGACAAACAAGAAGUGUGCCUGUUAGUCCUCCUAGACUUAAGUGCGGUAUUUGACACUGUCAAUGUGACAAAUCUUCUAAGCAUAAUGAAAGAGGAUUUCGGUAUCUCUGGAACAGUUCUUAAGUGGUUGGAGUCCUACCGAUGCGCGUGCAUGGUUUAUUGA
Lineus longissimus is the source of this 1563-nucleotide messenger RNA. RefSeq lists its product as uncharacterized. The record is from RefSeq and is a predicted model, not a curated record. NCBI's taxonomy places the organism in Eukaryota, Metazoa, Nemertea, Pilidiophora, Heteronemertea, Lineidae. Gene Ontology annotation, molecular function: catalytic activity. The transcript has a single exon. The coding region runs from base 1 to 1563 and encodes 520 amino acids.